Molecule: messenger RNA, 3024 nt
Organism: Cannabis sativa
Lineage: Eukaryota; Viridiplantae; Streptophyta; Magnoliopsida; Rosales; Cannabaceae
Product: exocyst complex component EXO84B-like
Exons: 7
Coding region: 516-2948 (810 amino acids)
Biological process (GO): exocytosis; intracellular protein localization; Golgi to plasma membrane transport
Cellular component (GO): exocyst
Source: RefSeq, a predicted model, not a curated record
UAUAAUGAUUAAAUAUUAAAAUUUACUUAAUUAAUUAUUUUAAUUUAAUAAUAUAAUUAUGAUGAAAUUAAAUCCAGUAAUUAAUAUUUACAGCAAAAACAAAAGAGAGAGAGAGAGAGAAAAGCCAUGGCCAUAUGCAUGGAGAGAAAAGAAGAAGAAGAAGAAGAAAGCCAAAUAGGGUUUAUGAGGUCGGACCAGAUAUAUAUGAAGAUGAAGAAGAAAGAUAAUAACUAUGAAAAUAGUAAUAAUGGCGAUCGAUUGACUUGGUUGCCAUUGCCAAUGGCCGGUUCAUUAUUCCUUCUAGAUAAACUUAAUUAUACGAUGCAACCUAUGUAAUUAUUAUUAUUAUUAUUAUUCCAAAUUAUAUGCAUGGGAGAUGAAAACGAGGCCUUAAAUACAUACUUACAUACAUAUAUAUACUUUUCUAACUCACAUUAUUAUUUUUCCUCUGCUUCUGUUUGUUUCUCGGGAAAAUUUUAAUUGAUCCUGUUGUGUUUUCCUAUAAUUAAUUAUUCAUGGAAUUAGCAACCACCUCCACCUCUUCUUCUCGAUUUCUCUUCAGAGACCAUUCCACCGCCACCGAUUCCGAUGUCUCCUCCAUCUCAAGCGACGGCGACUACGACGGUGAUGAUGAACCCAAUCUUGCCUCCAUGACUGGAAAAGGGAUUAAACAUCUUUGUUCAGAAUUAUUGGAGUUAAAAUUGGCUUCAGAUGAAGAAUUCAACAAAAACAUUUUUUCAAAUUACUCAGUUUUCAUCAGAAUAUUUGAAGAAGCAAAGCAUUUGGGAACUGAGCUGAAUGAACUGAAAAACAAUAUUUCGAUUCAAAAAAGGUUAAUUAAACAAGUAUUAGAUGUAACAUGUUCAAAGGUUUUAGUCUCAGAAGUAAUAGAACCUUUACUUGAACUAGAUUAUUAUGUGUCUAAUGAACCAUUGGAAGAUCACAUAAACAACAUAUCAGAAACAUUAGACAUUUUAAUUAUAGAAAGAAAGUUUGAUGAAGCCAUUGAAAUUAUAGAAUUAGAGCAACAAAAUCCUGAAAAUGACUCUAUAAUUUCUGAGAGGAAAGUAGCUUUGAGUGUGCAAUUGUCUCUCUUGGCCGAAAACCCGAGAAUCACUGUAUCGGAACUCCACAAGGCACUUUUAAGGCUAUGUAGAUUGGGAGAGAAUCAUCAUGCUAAUGAUUUGAUGUUGAGAUAUUAUCAUCAACAAAUUGAAAAUGAAAUCCAUACUUUGAAGUGUUCAAACUAUUUUUGUAACGAAAUUUACAUAACACAACUUGCAAAAGUUGUGUUUUCUUUGAUUUCACAAUGUGCAACAAGUUUUGUUAUGUUAAAUGGGGAAACUAUGGAUUAUACAACAGAGCUUAUUGAGUGGUCAUUUGAUGAGACAAAAGUUUAUGUUGAUUGUUUCAAUGGAUUUAUAGAGUCCAUUUCGGAAUUGUCAACAAUAGUUGAAGCUGUUCGAGUUUCGGUUAUGUUUUGUUCUUUGUUAGAUGCUCAAAGACUAAUGUUGCUACCGUUCUUGAUUGAUCGAAUUCGGCCUUCGUUGGAAGAUGUUCUGUUUUCGCAAUUUGAACAUUUUGGGAAAGUUAUCGAAAUCUUUACGGCUGUGGAUUGUUGGGAUUUGGAUAGGUAUUUUGUUUGGGAAAUUAUGAAUGGAGAAUGUUGUUCAACAAUUGUUGGGGAAGAAGAAGCUGAAUUUUGUUUGCUUACUAACAGUGGUUGGAAGUUUUUAAGUCUAGUUCAGACAAUUGCAGAAGAUGUUACACCUUUAAUUGCUCUUCAAAUGGAAGAUUCAAUCUUUUCUGGACUCACAAACCUAUUCAAUGGUUAUGUUGUCAUCCUUGAAAGAGCCCUCAUCUAUGAAAAAGAUGUCAUUGAAAAUAGUGUUCCAUUUACCAACUUUGGUGUAUCACUCCAACAACAGAUUUCUAUUCUAACCAAUCUGUCAUCACUUCAAAUACUACUCCCAAAAAUAGUUAGAGCCAUUUAUGAAGGCAUUAGUUCUGAUGAUAUGAAUGAACAAAUUAUUAGUGUUCAAGAGAAGGGUUAUGAUAGAUUUACAUUGUUCACUCAAGAAGCUUCAAAUCAGCUGAGAAGUCAAUUUUGUCACCAAUUUAUACAGAGAAUUAUGUCCUUUGAAAUGGACUACAAAAAACUUAUUGUUGAAAAUAGGAGUGAUGGAAUGCCCUCUCUCAAAUUACAGGUAUUAUUUUCUCAACUGAGAAAACUAGAAAGACUAGUCGAAGACUCUAUUUUUGAAAAGGAAUGGUUACUUGAAUUAUUGAGGGAACUUGUAGAAACCACAUUCAUUCAUAUUUCAACCAAAAGAGAUAUGUGGGCUAUUUCUGAGGAGACUUCAACUCAAGAAAAUUCAGUUAAUUACAAACAGUUUGUUAUGGACUUUGCAUUUUUAGCUGAGAUUUCGAAACUUGGAGGAUAUUUCUCGAGCGAACCUUCGGCUCUUGCAGAUCUCGUGAAAUCAACUUAUGUUUCCGUAGGCUUGAAUCCCGAAAGAGAUGACAAUGAGAAUGAUAAUGAACUAGAUUCAAUGAUAAAUGAUGUGAUCAAGAAGCUAAUUGAGAUUGAGAACACACCUCUAACAAUACCAAAUGAAGAGUCUAAAACCAUUCUCACCGAGGACGCUUAUAGAAACCGAUCAAAAUUGGAGACAAAUAAUUCAACAAACUUGAGCCCUCGAUUCGAAUCAGGAGCAACACUUGGUGAUUUUCUGGAAGUGACAAGUUUCUCAAGUGAUAUAAGAACAUCAUCAACAACAAUGAACUUGGAAUACUCUUCUAAGAGUUUAGGAGUAAUUGAAUGUGAUCAAAAUCUAAAAUGUGAAUCACAUGAAACUAAGGUUAGUACUAAAAGUUAUGAUUUACCACACUUACCAUUGUCUGUUGAUGCUGUUGAGGAAGGUGAUAACAAUGACUUUAGUAAGUAAUUUUUCUCAUUAUGAUUGAUUCUUUGUAAUUUUAGUAGCAAAUUUAAUCAUAAAUAGUUACUACUUUAAUGGUUUA